Messenger RNA from Helianthus annuus (common sunflower), 3171 nucleotides. RefSeq lists its product as uncharacterized. The record is from RefSeq and is a predicted model, not a curated record. NCBI's taxonomy places the organism in Eukaryota, Viridiplantae, Streptophyta, Magnoliopsida, Asterales, Asteraceae. The transcript is spliced from 4 exons. The coding region runs from base 1 to 3171 and encodes 1056 amino acids.
AUGAAUUGGUUAUCUAUAAACUUGAAAGGGGCCGGUGGUGGGGAUAAACCAGCUUGGGUGAAAGAGCUAAGGAAGAUCAACAAGGUUGCUUUUUUGGCUCUCCAAGAGACACAGAUGGCUAAUCUUUCUGAUCACUUUAUCUCUAAGUUUUGGGGCAAUUCGACGAUGGCGACAGUUUCAGUGGAUUCGGUUGACAGGUCUGGAGGGAUUAUUUCAGUUUGGGAUCCUUCUAUUUUCUCAGUGGCGGUGACUGUCAAAGCUCAGUCUUACAUCUUGACUUCCAGAACUUUGGUGCGAUCAGGUGAACAGUUAAAUGUUUUGAACGUUUAUGCCCCGAAUGACUUCUCGCUAAGAAGGGUUUUGUGGGAGGAGUUGACCGGGUUAAUUCGUGACCGAGAUGGAUUAUGGCUCGCUAUCGGGGAUUUCAAUGAAGUCAGUUGGAUCUGUAAAGAAGGUUUGGAGGACUGUAUUGAGGCAGCUGUGGCAGCGACAUCGAUUUCAGGGGGUGGAGUUGCAGGUUUUGCACAUUUGCUCAAAACGCUUAAGUUUGGUAUUAAGAAGUGGCGAGCCGUUAUAAAAGACAAGGUAGAUGGUAAUAUUAAGAGCUGGGAGGAGGCUAUUGAUUCGCUGGAAGUCGCGGCCGAGACCCGUAUGUUGACCUCCCAGGAAAAAGAGCUUCGGAGCGAAGGACCUCCAACAAAAAAUAAUUGGAUUCGGGAUGGGGACGAAAACUCUUAUUAUUUUCACGCUAUUUGCAACACGAACAAAGGUAGGGGACGUAUUAAUGGGUUGGUUGUUAAUGGGGUGUGGAUUGAGGAGCCGAGUGCGCUAAAAGAAGCCGUAAAAAACCACUUCAAAAAGGUUUUUGCGGAACCGAUACGUAGAAGACCUUCGUUUCAGAAUGUUGGACUAAGGUGCCUGAGUGAAUCGCAGGCGGCUGCCCUUGUGGCUCCUUUCACAGGAUCCGCGAUAAAAGACGCCGUUUGGUGCUGUGAUGGUAACAAAGCUCCCGGUCCGGACGGUUUUACAAUUCGCUUUCUGAAACAAUUUUGGGACAAACUUAAACCUCAGGUCUUGUCUUUGAUGGAAGAUUUUCAUGGUAACGGGGUUUUAAAGAUGGGGUGUAAUCCAUCGUUCAUCGUGCUUCUUCCUAAAGUCAGUGACCCGAUCGAACUUGGCGAUUACCGGCCGAUUUCGCUCAUAGGUUUGUUGUAUAAAAUUGUGGCGAAAGUUUUGGCAAACCGUUUAAAACCGCUUCUUCGCAAUCUAGUCUCUCUGUCUCAGUCGGCUUUCGUAGGUAGUAGAAAUAUUCUUGAUGGGCCGCUCGUGGUGAGUGAGGUGGUCUCCUGGGCCAAAAAGAGCAAAACUAAAAUUAUGUUGUUUAAAGCGGACUUUGCGAAAGCCUAUGAUAGCUUGAAUUGGAAAUUUUUACUAAGAGCCUUGGAGUAUAUGAGGUUCCCGGAGAAAUGGACGGAGUGGGUGGCUGAAUGCUUAAAAUCAGGGAUGGGCUCGGUUAUCUUGAAUGGCUCUCCAACCGGUGAAUUCCGCUAUAAAAGGGGGCUCCGUCAAGGUGAUCCCCUGUCGCCUUCCCUUUUUAUUUUGGCUCUUGAAGUUUUAGACAUGUUCAUGAAUCGGGCAAAGGAAGCAGACUCCUUCGGUGCUUUAGCCUUCUCACUGGUUUGCAAUAUUAACCCGGAUAAGAGCAAAGUUUUUGGUGUAGGGGUGUCCGAUUCCGAAAUUAAUGAUGUGGCGAGCAUCUUCAAUUGCGGGGUUGGUACUUUUCCGUUCACUUAUUUGGGGCUCCCCAUCGGAGCAAACAUGAAGCGCGUGAAACAUUGGGAGCCGAUUAUAAAUAGAUUUCAUAAAAGGCUGAACGGGUGGAAAGCUAAGACUCUUUCGUUCGCGGGUCGAGUGACGCUAGCCAAGUCCGUCUUGGGCAGCCUAUCUUCCUAUUUCCUGGGAGUUUUUAAGGCUCCUAAAGCGGUUCUUAAAACUCUUGAGGGGAUUAGGAGAAAGUUUGUCUGGGGUCAAGUGGGUAACAAGAUUAAGAUUUGCUGGUAUCGGUGGAAUAAAAUGUUGCGUUCAAAGAGACAUGGAGGGCUAGGGAUGGGAGGUCUAGAGUCCUUUAAUUUGGCUAUGGUUGCCAAAUGGUGGUGGCGAAUUCGUGAGGAUCCGAAACAGCUUUGGGCCCGCGUAAUUGCAGCGAUACACGGCCCGGUGAAGGCGAAUAAAAUGGUGCCGUUGAACAAAAAUAUCACGGGUUGGUGGAAGGAUAUUGCAGAAGUCGAUGGCAGCAUCGGGAAGAUAGGAAUUAGCAUAAAAGACCAGCUUGGAGUGAAAGUCGGCAACAGGUUAAAGUCGCUUAUGUGGUUCGACAACUGGGUCGGCUGCGGGACUUUAAAAAACAUGUUUCCUAAUGUCUUCAAAAUUGCAUCUGACAAGGCAGCUUCGGUUUCCUCUUGUUUUGAAGUUAUAGGUGAGUCUCGCCAAUGGCGCUGGGGUUGGUCAAAAAAUCCUAAUUCUAACGUGGAGUGGGCCGAGCUAGGAAAUCUCAUGAGCUUAUUACACGGGUUGCAGUUGUCGGAUGAAGAGGAUCAGUGGGUCUGGACGAAUAAUUUAGGUGUGCAGUUUUCUACUAAGAGUAUUCGUGACGAGAUGGACGCAAAGGCUUCAGUUUUCACGAACGGGGGUAACUUUCGUUGGAACGCUUGGGCUCCGUUAAAGGACAAUUAUCAUGCUUGGAGGGCAGAGUCGGGAAAGUUAGCGGCCAAAGUUGCAUUAGUGAAACGGGGCAUCCAAGUGUCAGAAGUCAAAUGCAGUAGAUGUUCGCUCCGGGAUGAAACGACAGACCAUAUGCUCGCUGACUGUAUUUGGGCAAGGAGCGUUUGGUGGAACGUUUGUCGUUGGGUGAAAAUUCUCAUUCUUGCCGAGGACGCCUCGGUUGCUCAGAUCCUUAACCACUUUCAGUCGCAAAUCGGGUCUAAGAGGUGGAAAUGGGUCGUGCACCUGGUAGCUUUGUGCUGUCUCUGGAGGUUGUGGAUUGCCAGAAAUAACAAGGAAUUCAACGGGAUCAUGGAGCCGGUGCGGAGGAUUGUCGACUCCAUCAAGGAGGACUCUUUUUUGUGGGUUAAAAAUAGAGUCAAAGGUGUGUUUUUGGAGUGGAAAAACUGA